UCAACCUCUCUCAAAACUUCAACCAUCUGCGCUGCUCAUACCCACAUUCUCUUACUCUUUUUACUUCUUUAAGUCUUGAGAGAUGAACGGAAUGGGGAGGCAAGGCCAGAGAUCUGGUGCAGCUGUGAGGAAUCACCACCGGCAGUUCUCAGAUGAAUACUUUGACGCCUCGUCCAAUGGAAGAUGGCUUCAAACUGCUGGUCUUCAGUCUCUCUAUUCCAAUACUUCUGCUCCUCAGGACUACGGCUUUUCUGUGGGUGGGGGAGGGCAAGGUUCGGGAAUGUAUAGAAAUGCACAGAGAAGCUUUGGUGGGAUGAAUGAGUAUUACAUGGAGCCAUCAACUCCUCCAGAAAAUUCACGGCCAUCAAGCCAACGCAAAAGUCGCGAGGAUUCGCCGAGUGAUUUCAGUCCCGGGCUCUUAGAUCUGCAUUCCUUUGAUACUGAAUUGUUGCCUGAGGAUAGAGGCUUUGACGAAUCUGAACUCUAUAUUUCGAACAACAUCCAAAUGAGUAGACCUCAGGAUUUGACAGAGAACAAUCUCUUGAAAAGUGUGGCUGCUGCAGACAAAGAGAGAGCAAACUCUGUUGCAAAGAUCAAAGUUGUUGUGCGUAAAAGGCCUCUGAAUAAAAAGGAGUUGGCAAAGAAUGAGGAAGACAUUGUUGAAACAACUGCUAAUUAUUUAACAGUUCAUGAGACCAAACUCAAGGUCGACCUUACUGAAUAUGUGGAGAAGCAUGAAUUUGUUUUUGAUGCAGUGCUGAACGAGGAGGUUUCAAAUGAUGAAGUUUACAGGGAGACGGUGGAGCCAAUUGUACCUAUAAUAUUUCAACGAACAAAGGCAACCUGCUUCGCAUAUGGACAAACAGGUAGUGGCAAGACUUAUACCAUGAAACCGCUGCCUCUGAAAGCGUCCAAGGACAUUUUGAGAUUGAUGCACCAUACAUACAGGAACCAGGGAUUCCACUUGUUUGUGAGCUUCUUUGAAAUAUAUGGAGGAAAGCUUUAUGAUCUUCUCAAUGAUAGAAAAAAACUUUGCAUGAGAGAGGAUGGUAAACAACAAGUGUGCAUUGUGGGUUUGCAAGAGUAUAAAGUAUCUGAUGUGGAGACCAUUGGGGAGCUCAUUGAAAAAGGAAAUGCCACGAGAAGUACUGGAACAACUGGUGCAAAUGAAGAAUCCUCUCGUUCUCAUGCCAUACUCCAGCUUGCUGUCAAGAAUUCAGUCAGUGGCAAAGAAUCAAAGCCGCCUCGCUUGGUCGGAAAACUUUCUUUUAUAGAUCUUGCUGGAAGUGAACGUGGUGCAGACACCACCGACAAUGACAAACAAACAAGAAUAGAAGGUGCUGAAAUCAACAAAAGCUUACUUGCUUUAAAGGAAUGCAUACGAGCUCUUGACAAUGACCAGGGCCACAUUCCUUUUAGAGGCAGUAAACUAACAGAAGUUCUAAGGGACUCAUUUGUUGGCAAUUCACGUACUGUCAUGAUAUCUUGUAUAUCACCCAGCUCUGGAUCAUGUGAACACACUCUCAAUACCUUACGAUAUGCAGACAGGGUGAAGAGCCUUUCAAAAGGAAAUAUUGUUAAGAAGGACACAUUUUCUUCCACUUUAAACCUUAAGGAAUCAACCACUGGACCCUUAACCUCAGCAUUACCUUCUGGAACUAUGUUCGAGAACGAACCUGCAUGGGUCGGACAAAACGAAAGAGAUGAGGUCGAUGUAUCAGAGGAGAUUUUUGAUCAAAGAAAGCCUUCUUGGAAGAAAAAUGGGAAGCUUGAGCCAUAUAGAACAUCUGUUGCGGUUGAAAAUGUACACAACAAAUACAAUAACCAGCCGAAAUGGAAGGACAUGCCAAAGGCUGAGUCUCAUAACUCAAAUUCAGACGAUGAUUUGAAUGAACUUUUGCAGGACGAGGAAAAUUUUAUAAACGCUCACAGGAGACAAGUCGAGGAAACAAUGAAUAUUGUUAGGAUGGAAAUGAACCUUUUAGUGGAGGCAGACCAACCGGGGAAUCAUCUGGAUGGAUAUGUAUCUAGAUUGAAUUCAAUUCUAUCCCAAAAGGCUGCAGCAAUCUACCAACUACAGAAUCAUUUGGUUCAUUUCCAGAAACGUUUGAAAGAACACAAUGUACUUAUACCUUCAUCUGAGUGAUGAACUUGUGCAGAAUUUCAGAUGCUAGUUAGAUCUAGCUCGGAGACCGACAUGGGGAUGUUUUGUUUACUUUUACUAAUGAUCUUGAUGGAAGCAUUCUUGGAACUUUGAUAUCCAAUUGAGGUGUUGGUGUGGUAAUUUCCAUUACAUAACGAUUGGAGUGCUUUUAUACCUGUCUAGUUUCCCUCACAGGAUACAAUAUUGUAAAAUUGGUUACCUUAUAAGAAAUUUGCAAUAUUUUGCUUUACCAGA
Cucurbita pepo subsp. pepo (vegetable marrow) is the source of this 2398-nucleotide messenger RNA. RefSeq names its product kinesin-like protein KIN-13B. Lineage: Eukaryota; Viridiplantae; Streptophyta; Magnoliopsida; Cucurbitales; Cucurbitaceae. The record is from RefSeq and is a predicted model, not a curated record. Gene Ontology annotation, biological process: microtubule-based movement; microtubule depolymerization. Gene Ontology annotation, cellular component: microtubule. Gene Ontology annotation, molecular function: microtubule binding; ATP binding; microtubule motor activity.